AUGGAGACUCUGCAUCCACUCUCUCACGCGCCUAUUUCUGACCACCGGUUCGUUGUUCAAGAGAGGAUGAGCUUACAAAGCUUGAGCAGCAGCUGGACUAAAGAAGAGAACAAGAUGUUCGAACGAGCCCUUGCCAUAUACGCUGACGACUCGCCUGAUCGCUGGUUCAGAGUUGCUUCCAUGAUCCCUGGAAAGUCUGUUUUGGAUGUCAUGAAGCAGUACAAUAAGCUCGAAGAAGACGUCUUCGAUAUCGAAGCAGGGCGUGUCCCCAUUCCGGGUUACCCUGCGGCUUCUUCUCCUCUAGGGUUUGAUCCGGACAUGUCUCGGAAACGGUCUUACGGAGCCAGACCAUCUGAUCACGAUCGAAAGAAAGGAGUCCCAUGGACUGAGGAAGAACACAGGAGGUUCCUUUUAGGGCUUCUCAAGUACGGGAAAGGAGACUGGAGAAACAUAUCAAGAAACUUCGUGGUGUCGAAGACACCAACGCAAGUUGCGAGCCACGCCCAAAAGUAUUACCAGAGACAACUCUCGGGAGCCAAGGAUAAGCGCCGGCCAAGCAUACAUGACAUCACAACCGUCAAUCUUCUAAACGCCAAUCUCAACCGUUCCUUUCCCGAUCACAGAGAUAUCCUCCCGGAUUUAGGGUUUAUCGACAAGGAUAAUGCCGAGGAGGGAGUAAUGCUUAUGAGUCAGAAUCUAUCUUCGGAAAACCUGUUUUCUCCAUCAUCAUCUCCUUUCGGUGCUGCCUUUAACUUUGCUGGAGUAAAUGCUUUCGGUGCCGGAGCUUAA
This is a messenger RNA of Thlaspi arvense, 789 nucleotides long. The record is from the annotation of a GenBank genome assembly. Lineage: Eukaryota; Viridiplantae; Streptophyta; Magnoliopsida; Brassicales; Brassicaceae.